AUGGGUUUGAAGAUUGAGUCUCGCAGUGUAGACAAGCAGCACGCUGUCAUCAACUAUGAGUCCAGCAGUGAUGAGCACAAAGUGAAGGAUCUGGGAAGCCUGAAUGGGACAUUUGUGAAUGAUGUCAGAAUCCAGGAACAGAUGUACAUCACUUUAAAGAUUGAUGACAAACUGCGGUUUGGAUAUGAUACCAACCUGUUCACUGUGGUGCGAGGAGAGCUACAUGUGCCAGAGGAGGCUCUGAAGCAUGAGAAGUUCACCAGCCAACUUCAACUGGGCAAGAAGCCCACCUGCGCAGAGCCCUUAAAACCCCCCAAGUCUUCUCCAGACAAAGCCAAAGUGAGCAAACCCGCAGAGCCCAUUGCUGAACCAGCAGUCAAACCUGCAGAGCCUAACAAAGGAGAUGACAAGAUGCCAGGUGAUAUAGCUGCCUUGCACAGGGGAACCCCACUGUAUGGACAGCCAUCUUGGUGGGGCGAUGGGGAUGCAGAUGAUGAGAAUUCCUUUAAACAAGAGAAUAAAACAUCUGGAAAGAAGCAGGAGAACAGCGGGACAGAGAGCAAAGAGAACAAGCGAGGUGAUAAAUCAAAGGAAAAUGGUCUGGGGCCUGUAGGCGCUGAGCCCAGCUACUUUGAGAUUCCCAGCAAGGAGGGACAAAUGGCACAGAACAGCAUCCAUGAGAUCCCAACAAAGGACACUGAGGGCACUGGGGCUGCUAAAUCAGCCACGGGCAAUGCUGGCGCACAGGCCAACACCUCAUUCACCAUUGAGUUUGAUGAUACUUCCCCAGGCAAGGUCACCAUUAAAGAUCAUGUGUUGCGUCCACGACCUAAAAAAUCACCUCACAUUGGCGGUAAAGACCUCAGCACCCUGCAGGCAGCCAUCAUGGCCUCUGAGAGCAAGGUGGCUGACUGGCUUGCCCAGAAUGACCCUCCUCUUGUGAGGCGUGAGUUCAAAGAAGAGGACAGUAAGAGCAUCAAGAGUGAUGUGCCUAUUCACCUCAAGAGGCUUAAAGGCAGUAAACACGAGGAUGGCACGCAGAGCGAUUCCGAAAACGGCCUAGGAUUGCGAUUUGGCAGCAAACGCCAUGCCGCACUGGAGGAGCGCCUGAGAGCCGCAGGAGUGGGCCAGGUCAAAACAGAGGGGUUGUCUUCUGUGAGCCGCACAGCCUUCAUGAUCGAGUUCUAUGACGAGGAUAACCCUCGCAAACGGCGCUCCUACUCGUUUUCACAGACUGCACCGCUGCUCGGAGGCGUGGCAGGGGAGGGACUUUGCCCUGCACCACCCUCACAUCCUAAGGUCGUCGCCACGGCAGCGGACGGCAGCAAGGGCAUGUCAUCGUCCCUAGCGGCGGUCGCCCCCACGGCUGCCCGACUCUUGCUCAAGCAGAGAUCAGAAAACCCAAAAGGGGUGCUGAGCCCUGCCACUACCGGUCAACCCAGUCCCACAGAUGAGGCUCAGAAACAAGACGACGACCAGAGCGACAAGGGAACAUACACCAUUGAACUGGAUAAAAGCAACGCUGAGGAAAAGGAGGCACGCCGAAUGAUCGAUAAGGUGUUUGGGGUGGAGGACUCUCAGGAUCCUGGUUGCCCUGAGCAACGAGAAGCUGGUGGAAAAGCAAAGGAGGGCAAGAAGCUCAGCUCCACUUUGUCUGAGGGUGAAUCGUAUGGGGGAUUUGUGUUAGCCCUGGUUAGGUUUGCAUCUGAAGUUGCAUGCUUGGUUGAAAGCACUGCCCUGUUCUGUGUGCAAAUUUGCCAUAACCCAUCAAAACGAUCUUCCGUUACAGGCAGUAAACACGAGGAUGGCACGCAGAGCGAUUCCGAAAACGGCCUAGGAUUGCGAUUUGGCAGCAAACGCCAUGCCGCACUGGAGGAGCGCCUGAGAGCCGCAGGAGUGGGCCAGGUCAAAACAGAGGGGUUGUCUUCUGUGAGCCGCACAGCCUUCAUGAUCGAGUUCUAUGACGAGGAUAACCCUCGCAAACGGCGCUCCUACUCGUUUUCACAGACCGCACCGCUGCUCGGAGGCGUGGCAGGAGAGGGACUUUGCCCUGCACCACCCUCACAUCCUAAGGUCGUCGCCACGGCAGCGGACGGCAGCAAGGGCAUGUCAUCGUCCCUAGCGGCGGUCGCCCCCACGGCUGCCCGACUCUUGCUCAAGCAGAGAUCAGAAAACCCAAAAGGGGUGCUGAGCCCUGCCACUACCGGUCAACCCAGUCCCACAGAUGCUCAGAAACAAGACGACGACCAGAGCGACAAGGGAACAUACACCAUUGAACUGGAUAAAAGCAACGCUGAGGAAAAGGAGGCACGCCGAAUGAUCGAUAAGGUGUUUGGGGUGGAGGACUCUCAGGAUCCUGGUUGCCCUGAGCAACGAGAAGCUGGUGGAAAAGCAAAGGAGGGCAAGAAGCUCAGCUCCACUUUGUCUGAGAGACUUGUGGAAGAUUCCGUUGCAGUCGGCAGCCCUCACUGGGUUUCACAGUGGGCCAGUUUAGCUGCUAAUCAAACGCGAACAGACCCAGAGGGCUCUGGGGCAGAACCACCAGCUUUUGUCCAUCAAGAGCGAGAUGGUGAUGCAUUUGAGGCUGGUAUCUCUAUCAAGAGCACCGGCUCUACCACUUCCAGCCAAGCUGAGCGCAAAAGAAGGACUCUUCCGCAGCUUCCCACACAGGAAAAGAUCAAGCGCUCUGAGAUCGGUGAGAAACAGGACACAGAACCCCAGGAAAAAGAAAGCCACAAUGACCAUAAAGGUGAUGGCGAGUGCAUCGGCACUCCAAACAACAAGGAUGUUAUUUCUAGCCAAUCCAAAAGCAUCCAGCAGGACGGGAAGGCAGGAAAACAUUCAUCUGUGCGUCCCUCGGGAAGUGGAGAGAGGAGAGCAUCAGAGGAGAGUCGCAGGAGGCGUUCAGAGGACAAGAGUAAAGGAAGUGAUGGGGAGAGGUCUGGGAAGCCACUAGUGAGGCAAGGUAGUUUUACAAUUGAGAAGCCUAGCGGUAAUGUCCCCAUAGAACUGAUUCCUCGUAUCAACCGGCAGAAUGGAGGAAGGGAGCGAAGUGACUCGGUGGGCAGCAUGGACACGGUGACUCUUCUCAAGGACACUGAAGCUGUCAUGGCUUUCCUUGAGGCUAAACUCCGCGAUGAGAAAAAGUUGGACCCGGUAACACCCCCAGCCUGCCCUUUAUCCCCCGAAUCUGAUAUCGACACGGCCAGCACGGUCAGCCAGGCGGCAGCUGAGGGUGAUCGCAAGGCGGUUCAGAAGCGUCGAUCCCUCAGCAGCCUUUAUAGAGAGAAGAGCAAUGCGAGCACGGCAUCAAAAACCACAACCAGCGCAAGGGAACGUCUUGAGAGGAAGACAAAGACCAAGACAACAGAAAGCCGCUCAGAUACUCGUCGUUCAGUACAGACAGCCUCCCGUAGCCGCCAACCAUCCCAAGAUCUCACUGAUGACGAUCAGACUUCCUCGUUACCCAUCUCAGACAUCCUGUCCUCGGACCAGGAGAUGUAUUUCAGUCGCUCACACACCAAAGGUCACUACACCUCCACUGAUGACCUUCUGCAGUCCAAGCUUGAUACCAGCAAAUCUGCAAGGUCCGCAAAGCCCAGCAAGACAUUGCAAACUAGCACCGCGGCCCUCGCGAAGCAGGCUGGUCUUCCGCAGCCCCGUUCCACAAGGGCAUACCUGUUGCGCAGGGCUCGGAUUGGAGACACGUCAGACACAGAUCUGGCGGACGCGGACAGGGUCUCAGUGGCGUCUGAGGUGUCCACCACCAGUUCUACUUCCAAACCACCUUUGGGGAGGAAGGCGCAGUCACGCAUCGACAUGUUAGCACAACCUCGCCGCACCAGACCCAGCUCGAUUUCAGCACGGAGCGAUUCGGAGGCCACGGUCAGUAGGACCACGGCGACACGUGUGUCUGCAGAGACAGCACUACGUCUGGGCCUGAGAAGCACAAAUCCGCAAGCACCAGACAGCAAGCUAACUGCACGGAUGAGGGCUAAUAGUGUCUCCAAGCUAGCGGACCCCAAGCCGAAGACAGCACCUGUCAACAGCACUCCAUCAGAAACUCAACUUGAGGCUGAAAGUGUUCUCGCAGAGGAGGAGCCCAUGGCCACUAACCGGUGGAGACGGCUGCCUCCUGAAUAUGCCUCUACCUCUGAGGAUGAGUUUGGCUCUAACCGGAACUCACCCAAACACAUUCGCCUGCGUCCGGGCACCACUCUUCGCACCAGCAGGCUGGGUGGUCCGGCUCCGGUCACGACCAGCCCCGGGGGUCUCCUCCUCAAAAACAGGAUGAGAGAACAGGAGGAGUACAUACGAGAUUGGACAGCUCACAGUGAGGAGAUCGCCAGGUUAUUUCCCUGUGUGCGCAGGAUCAGUCAGGACCUGGCCAAGGACCUGGCCAUCCUGGCACGAGAGAUCCAUGACGUGGCAGGCGAGAUCGACUCGGUCAGUUCCUCCGGCACGGCGCCCAGCACCACGGUCAGCACAGCCGCGACCACACCGGGCUCCGCCAUCGACACCAGGGAGGAGCUGGUUGAGAGAGUUUUUGACGAAAGUCUAAACUUCAGGAAGAUUCCCCCUGUAGUUCAUACCAAAGCCUCAGAGAUCAAUGGCAGACCAGUGGAGCUUCGUCCCCGGGCCCCGGACAGCCUGGACCCUCAGGCGGCCCUACGCAGGCGUACCUGGAACCGGGAUGAGGUGGUGCUAGACAGUUUAUUGCUGACGUCGGUUUCCCAACUGUCUUCUAAAAUCCGACAGUCUGUAGAUAAAACUGCUGGCAAAAUCAGGAUAUUGUUCAAAGACAAAGACAGGAACUGGGAUGAUAUUGAGAGGAAACUCUGUUUGGACAAUGAAGUUCCACUUCCCAAAACUACAAACAAGGAAAUUUCAUCUAUACUAACAGAGCUGAAGAGGGUAGAAAAACAGCUUCAAGUUAUAAAUGUCAUGGUGGACCCUGAUGGAACCCUUGACGCUCUGACCAGCCUCGGCCUGACAAGUCCAACCACCACCAGACCCAAAAGCAGUCCUGGGUCUCAGAACGUAUGGGGGUCUCUGCCCAGUAAUGGAGCCCCUCAGCCGCCGCCAACAACGAUCAUAACCAGCCCAGAGAAACCCAGUGUAGGACUCAACUUCAACCGCUCACACCCCACUGGAGAGGAGAGUGCCAUCGCUAGCAAAUAAAAUACUUUCUGUUAGUAAACUGGAUUAAUAAAACUACAUACUGUAACUUGUUCCUGAAUGGAUAUUUUAAUGUGUAUGUAUAAUGUACUAUGUGCCCUUCUACAGGAUUCUGUAUGAGGUCUGUUUGGUGUUUUACCUUGUAGUGUAACCUUUAGCAUCACACCUGUGUAUCUGGACUGACUGCUUAGCUCAACUAAGCAAAACCGCACCAAAACACACACAGCUGCAUGUGACAGGAAGCAAGUGGCCAUCCAAGCCCAAUGAACUACCAGACGUCGUGAACAGACAAAAACAGCUCCAGUGCCUGUCUGCUCUCCUCUGAGCUUACCAACACGUUCUGCACAGUUUACCAAACCCAAAUACAGCAAACUAUGCGCAAACUCAGCAAAUGUAUUUUGAAAUUUGUCUAUUUAGAUAACUGUAAUUUUUGGAAAAUGUUUUAGAUGUUACAUUUUGUGCAUUCAAGCUAUUCUAAAUUAGCUUAAUAAGGGUCUUGAUUUUUUUUCUUUUCUUUUUUUUUUGAAUGUAAUGAAGAAUUUGUAUCAUUGGAAACUGAAAUAUCCAUUGCAAUUCUUUGCAUAAUUUUGUAGUUUUCAAUUACUAAAACAUAGAGAGGGAACUUGCAGACAAAUGCAUGGCAUGCACUAAUGGACUGGUAAACUGUACCCUGGCUAAAUCGAUUUUUGCCGUUAUGCUACUUUGAUCAGCACAGCUGAAUCAGCCUUAUGACUAACAUUUCUGCAUAGACAGAUGUCUGUGUCUUCAUGAUGCUCUGAUACCUACUAGCCGCCUUCUCAUGUGUGUUUACUGUUACCUGUUUUUAUUUCCUUCUGCUGCUUGUCUGUAUUUUUAGGAGGAUGUUGGUGUAAACCUGAACCACUUCCCUGGCCUUUCUUUAGGAGCCCUGUAGGAAGAGUAAAUAGUGUAACUGUAGACUUAGACGAUAGUGCAGAUUGGUACCUGACAGAAUACAUUCAGUGGGCUUUUCUUUGUUUUCUACAUGUAUGAUGUCACUAAGUGCCCAGUAUUCUCAGCGUAGUCUUUCGGUCUUUGGGUUUGACAAGACUUGAUUCUUUGUGAUAUGGUUUCAUUUUGCACAUCAAAGGCAUGUGAAAUGAAGUAGACACCACUAAAUCCCGCUGUACUCACUACAAGAUGCCUUUCCAGUGGGACGCCCCUCUGACAAAACAACCUGUGUGACAGUCUGCCAAUGUAUGAGACAGCAGAUAAAGUGCUUGGUACAUUGAUUUUCCAUGAGGUUUACACAUUGUGUAUCAUAUCAGUGUUUUUUUUUUUAUUAUUAUUUAGUUUUAUUU
Sinocyclocheilus grahami is the source of this 6497-nucleotide messenger RNA. RefSeq names its product centrosomal protein of 170 kDa-like. Bases 1 to 5181 code for a protein of 1726 amino acids. Gene Ontology annotation, cellular component: centriole. The record is from RefSeq and is a predicted model, not a curated record. NCBI's taxonomy places the organism in Eukaryota, Metazoa, Chordata, Actinopteri, Cypriniformes, Cyprinidae. The transcript is spliced from 21 exons. Gene Ontology annotation, molecular function: protein binding.